GGUGAACGGCAGCAUUACGGCUCGGUGUGACGACGAACAGGCGACCGCCAGCGGAAAUCCGGUCUGAGACUUUUUAUUCGUUAUCGACGCUGCUUUAACUGAGGUUUGCGCCGCUCGGUGCUGUUUCCUGGCCCGUUAGCGAUGACCACCUACCGGGCUUUUCACGCUCAGCUCACGUCCAUCAUGGAGGCUCUGACCAAAGCGGCCGUGGCGGAGAUCUGCGAGCUGAUGGACGACAGCUACGCCGUCCUGCAGCUGCAGCUCCGCCGCAGCCGCUCGGAGAACGAGGCACUGAGGAGGAAACUGGAGCUCAUCGAGACAUUCAUCGCCCGGGAGCACAGCGGCCUUCUGCCCGGCCAGCGGGACACCGCUACCGGCGGACCGCUGGAGGACAACGCGCUCGAACACAUGCUGUCAGCCGGAGUGGGCACCAGUCAGCCAGAAAAGGAGGUGACCAUGGCGACCGAACAGGAUGCUUUGUCACAAGCUGCAGAUGAAUCAAAUGAUAAGGACGUUGUGAUAAAGCACGAAAUGACAACAGUGGAGAUAUACAGUAACAAUGCCACAGAACAGCUGAUUCUCAACACUGAUGGAAUGAAGGUGUCACCAUCAGAAUCAGCUGAUAGUGAGGAAAAGCAUUCCAGAGCGAUGAUUGAUGACACAACACAGUUGGAACAGAACAGUGGCCGACCUUUAGAACAAGCCGGGUCUCGGGAAACUCGCAGUGCACCACAGUCAUCCAGCCCUGCAGGGGGUGUUGACAGCAACUCAUCAGAUGUGUUGGGUUUGACCUCAGGAUCAGACUGUACAGCCCCGUCAGCAGUCCCAACGCAAAACCAUUUCCUUGUCAGGUCAGGCGGAACUCCCACCUCCCUCCCUGGAACCUCAGACCUGAAAUGUGGAUUGUCUAUGACCAGCUCUCUGUCCUACAAUGCAAAGCAGGACCAGUGCUCGACAUGGAGCAACCAGGUCCUGGCCAAUGCUGUGCCCAUACCUCACCGGCCAUACCUCAAUCCAGACCACCACAAAGCGUCUGACUUAAACUCUGCAGGGUUCCCUUUAGCACUGGGCUUAGGUGUGCCCAGAAUGGAGCCGCUGGACUUGAACAGAUACUGCCGAGACCGCCGAUACAUCUGUAGCUACUGUGGCAAAGGCUUCCCAUCAUCUCGGAGCCUGGAGACACAUGUGCGAGUACACACCGGAGAGCGUCCGUACAGCUGUGCUCAGUGCGGGAAACGUUUUACACAAUCUGGCCACUUGAAAACACACCAGAGCGUCCACACCGGCGAGCGACCAUUUGCCUGUGAGCACUGUGGCAAAAGGUUUGCCGGGAAGCAGAACCUGAGAAACCAUCAGCAGAAACACCAGCUGAGCGAACAGAGUCCUGCUCUUAUUUAAAUAAGACACAGG
Molecule: messenger RNA, 1410 nt
Organism: Thalassophryne amazonica
Lineage: Eukaryota; Metazoa; Chordata; Actinopteri; Batrachoidiformes; Batrachoididae
Product: zinc finger protein 2-like
Exons: 4
Coding region: 142-1398 (418 amino acids)
Biological process (GO): regulation of transcription by RNA polymerase II
Molecular function (GO): RNA polymerase II cis-regulatory region sequence-specific DNA binding; DNA-binding transcription factor activity
Source: RefSeq, a predicted model, not a curated record